Messenger RNA from Cutaneotrichosporon oleaginosum, 1967 nucleotides. RefSeq lists its product as uncharacterized. Gene Ontology annotation, cellular component: nucleus; cytosol. Gene Ontology annotation, molecular function: pyruvate decarboxylase activity; magnesium ion binding; thiamine pyrophosphate binding. The record is from RefSeq and is a predicted model, not a curated record. Lineage: Eukaryota; Fungi; Basidiomycota; Tremellomycetes; Trichosporonales; Trichosporonaceae.
AUUCAUCAUGACUGACGCCCCCCUCAUUCCUCUUGCGCAGUACAUCAUCGAGCGCUUCAAGCAGCAGGGCGUGAAGCAUCUCUUCGGAGUGCCGGGAGACUACCAGCUCGAGCUGCUCGACUACUUUGAGCGUGACCCCGAAAUCGAGUGGGUCGGCAAUGCGAACGAGCUCGGUGCUGCAUACGCGGCGGACGGGUAUGCGCGCGUGCGCAACGGUAUGGCUGUGUGCGUGACCACCUUUGGCGUGGGCGAGCUCAGCGCGCUGGGCGGUAUCGCUGGUGCGACGGCCGAGCGCCUCCCAGUCGUUCACCUCGUGGGCUCGCCCCGCUCGCCGCUCCAGAAGGCCGACGCCCUCGUCCACCACACUAUGAACCUCCCCGGCGGGCAGUACGGGCGGUUUUACAAGAUGAGCGAGCAGAUCUCAGCGGCGACCGUUGUGCUCAUCAACGAGCCCGACGAGGGGCUGACGGACGCCGUGGACCGCGCGAUCCGCACCUGCGUCGUCGAGGGCCGCCCCGUCUACCUCGACGUGCCGCUCGACUACAACCACCGUGAGGUGAGCGCUGCGCCGCUGUCUACGCCGCUCCCCAAGCUCGGUGAGCCCAAAGACUUCGCCGCCAUCCCCCGCACCCUCAUGCUGCCGCCACUGGACAGCAUCACGGCGCAGGUGACGGACGCGAUCGUCGCCGCCUUCGAGAAAGCCCAGAACCCCGUCAUCUUGGCGGACCUGUACGCCGAGCGGUACGGCCUGCGGAAGGAGGUGCGUGCGCUCGUCAAGGCCGCGAACGUGCGCGCGUUCUGCACGCCCACGUCCAAGUCGCUCCUCGACGAGCAAGACCCCAGCUUCGGCGGCGCGUACGGUGGCAACAUGAGCGUGGACGCGUGCGCAGCCGAGUUUGAGGCCGCCGACUUCGUCCUCUGGAUCGGUGCCAUGAAGAGCGACACCAACACGGGCCGCUUCUCUAUGCGCGUCCCGGCCUGCAGCGUCGAAAUGUACGUCGACAACACCAAGAUCGGCGCCGCCGAGUACCCUGGCACGGACAUGCGUCGCAUUGUGCCUGAGCUCGUCAAGCGCCUCGGCGGCGUGGCCAAGACGGCCGCGCUCAAGCCCAACCCCGACGUCUCCCUCCCCGUGACGACCAAGGCGCAGGGCGACGCGAUCAUCUCGCAGGACUGGAUGUGGAGCCGUUUCGGCGCAUGGCUGCAGGACACAGACGUCGUCCUCGGCGAGAUGGGCACGUCGGCGUUCGGCCUCGUGCCCAUCGCCCUCCCCUCCAACGCCCAGUACCACAGCCAGUGCAUGUGGGGCGCAAUCGGGUGGAGUGUGGGCGCGGCACUGGGCGCGGCGCUUGCUGCCCGCGAAGCCGACCCGGCUACGCGCACGGUCCUCUUCGUCGGCGACGGCUCGCUCCAGCUCACGGUGCAGGAGAUCGGGACGAUGGUGCGCCGCGGCUUGACGCCAUACAUCUUCGUGCUCAACAACGACGGGUACGAAAUCGAGCGCAUCAUCCACGGCCCAGAGAUGAAGUACAACGACAUCGCCAACUGGGAUUACACGAUGAUGCUGCCGCUGUUUGCGGGGCGCACAGGCAUCAAGCAUGAGACGCACAGCGUCAAGACCCAGGGCGAGCUGCAGUCGUUGCUCGAGAGCAAGGAGUUCGCCACGCCCGACCGCAUUCGCGUCAUCGAAUUGUUCGUGCCCAAGGGCGACGCCCCACCUGCCCUCGCGCGCAUUCUUCAGCGCAAGAUCUAGCUGUGUACGUUUUGUUGUCUGUGAUAUUAAGGGAACCUCUAUGGAUUAAAUGGAUAUGAUAUGGGGGAGGGAUUAGCCUAACUGGGUGUUUGAGGGAUUGACAGCGAAAUGGUCACUGAUUAUCCUGCGGUUCCGGUGUAAGAAUCAGGAGCGAGCCGUCCAGGGAUGACUGGAAGUUGCAAAAAUGAAUUGUAAGGUCACGACGGGGGUCGAA